AUGCGUGCCACGUUCAUCGGGUUGGCGGGCUCUCUGGUUACGCUGGCGCUGACGCAACGUCUUGACAAACCUCCGCUUGAGACCGGUUUGGACUAUCUUCAGAAGGGACUUCUGGAGUAUUUGGGCCCAGUGAAGAGCUCAUACAAAAAAUGGACCCCUGGCUGGAUCCCUUCCGACUGCAAGACCAUGACGGUGAACGCCAACCUGUCUGUGGCUCACGUGGAGACUUUCAGCGUUCAAUACGAAGAUGUAGACAGCCCCGAUCCUCUCGAAAAUUUGAUCGACCUCUUCGGCCGCGUCCCAGUGCGAGCGCGUCAGUGGGUCCGCCACAUAGUCAACCUACCUGAUCCCACCAACUUUACUAGCGCCUACAACUGGGCCGGCAACAUUGCAAUGUUCGAAAGCAUCAACCGCGACCUGACCCUCUUCAUCCACGAAACCGGCCACUCCCUCGACCUUCUCGGCGCUUACCCUGACAAUCCCCUCUCUACCUCCAAACAUUGGCACGCGGAAUACGCAAAGGACUCCCACGUGCCGGAUCCGUAUUCGCAGAGUAACAUAUAUGAAGACCUCGCGCAGAACACCGUCGUGGCGGCUUACGAUUUGAACGUUCCCGGUGGAUUCGGCGUCGUCGAGCCUAAGUGGCGUGAUAUGUUGCAUCAGUUUGAUACGAUCGAGGUUGAGCAGAGGAAGGCGGGGGAUUUGCUGGUGAGAGGGGGAGUGUGCACGAAGCGUUUGAACAAUAGUGAGGUGGUGAGGGUUGGUGGAAGUUCGAGGGUCAUGGCACGUGGGUCUGGGGGGCCGCCAAAUGUGGCGUUAUCGGAUGCUGUGGGUGUUAUUGAGCGGGUUGAGUUUGAUACGAGUAAGGACUGUCGGCUAGGCUCCUAA
This is a messenger RNA of Letharia lupina, 888 nucleotides long. RefSeq lists its product as uncharacterized. The transcript has 3 exons. Lineage: Eukaryota; Fungi; Ascomycota; Lecanoromycetes; Lecanorales; Parmeliaceae. The coding region runs from base 1 to 888 and encodes 295 amino acids. The record is from RefSeq and is a predicted model, not a curated record.